UUGGUUGGGUUUGGAAGCUCCACCCCUAUGCCUGGGUGUGCCUCAGUAUAAAGUAGAGCAAGGCAGGGCAGUGGAAGGCAGGCGGUUGGCGUGGACGGUCACUGGGCAUUCCUCUCCUCUCAAGCCUCAGCUCUUCAUCACUCAGCAGUGCCAGCGCUGCUCACCAUGGCACCUUCUAAAGCUAACCUAGAGAUGGAGCGCCGCAAGAGUGAUGUGCCGUUCGAGGGGGAUGCGGAGGGGCCAGGAGUGCUUGGCGGCCUUACCACCGCCCUCACGCACCUCAGCCUCCACCCUGACACCCCCCCUAAGGACCUGGCCAAGCUGGAGGAUCACCUGUCGCAGAUCACACUUGAUGACACACAGACACAGGAGGAAGACUUCAAGAGGCACAAAGAGGAGGAGGAGGAGAAGGAGGAAGCAGAACCACUGAAGAAGAGGGAGACUGAGGAGGAAGAUUUAAAGAGACAAGAAGAAGAGGAGGAGGAGAAGAAGAAAAUCAAGGAGAAAGAAGCAGAGAAGAGUGAGACGGAAGAGGAGGAGGAGGAGAAGGAGAAAAUCAAGGAGAAAGAAGCAGAGAAGAGUGAGACAGAAGAGGAGGAGGAGGAGAAAGAGGACAAAAUAAAGAAGGAAUCAGAGCAGAGUGAGGCAGAAGAAGAGGAGGAGGAGAAGGCUACUGUUGACGCAUCAAAGAAGAAAGGAGAAGUUGUAGAUGAAAAGAAGCCAUCAGAGGGAAAGAUUCUCCAGGAAGUCAAAGAGGAGAAAGACAGCAGAGAAAAGGAUGAGAAAGAAGAGGAGGAGGAGGAGGAGGAGGAGGAUGGUGAAAAGGAGUCAGAUGAUGAAAACCCAACGGACGAAGAGGUCAAUGCUCAGGCCAGGAAGCAAAAACUGCGCUCACGUGGACUGAUGCAUCAGGGUGUGGGGCAUGGGUACGCUCCCUCGUCACAUCUGGACUACCAAGGCUUCCAGCAGCAGCCACAGCAGCAACAGAUUCUCUACCAGCAGCCACCCCUCGCCUCACACCACAUUGGGCUGUCAAGUCCGCAGUAUGGCGAGGCGGCGGGGUAUGCUGGUGCCUCCCCAACACACAGCGGCGCCAAGGGGGAGAUGCAGUGGUACAGUGGCGGUGGUGUUCAGCUUGAGACAGAGUGUGGCACGAGUCUCUUCCCUUCCUUGGCCGAGGGUAGCCCAGCCUCUAUCUGCUCCUCAGGCGACAGUGACUCCCCACGUGUAGUCUGGGGUGGGUACGGGACCCUGGACUCACCCCAACCGCAGUACCAGGAUGGGAACGCCUCCUGCUACGCCCAGCCAUGUCAGGACUCGCCCUACACACACUACCAAGCCUCGCCAAACUGCCAGUACCAGCUCUCGCCACCACACUACCCCGACAAUGCCCUUCCCCAGUACGCAAGUUACCAGGACCCCUUGGACGCAGGUUUCCAGGAUCAAGGGUACCAGGAUCAGAGUUACCAGAUGUCGCCCUUCCUGGAUGGUGGCUGUGUGGGGACACUGGUUCAUAGCACGCCAGUCACACCUCCGCUGAGUCCGCCCAACGCCGAGACAAGAAUGGAAGUGAAAGGAAACCAACUGGACCAAAUUUGUGAGGCCUUUGAAUCAAUCAUGGAGGACAAUGAGCCUAGGAUUCCACAGGACGAGAAGAGGAUUAUAGAGAUCAAGAAGAGCCUCCUGGACAUCAAGCAAGUCCAUAAUCUGCAAGAGGGCCUUGACGAGGAGAAGUACAGGGAGUAUUAUGGGGCCUGUGCUAUACUGAUUGACGAGAACUUUGUGGAGCCUGACGAAGACGGGGACAUUAAGAUCAUGCUCGCGGCCAGCCAGGGUCAGACUCAGCCGGGGUACGAGGAGCGUCUGGUGGCCAUGACGGAGAGGGUGCAGAACAUCAACUUGUGCUGUAACACCGUGGUGGACUGGCACGUUGACCACUGCCGCCUCUGUGGAAACACCAACAAAGAACUCUUCUACUCGCCCCUCAGCUGGAUGAACAAUUACGGCCAGAUGGUGUUGAGCAAUGUGGUGUCGGAGAUGUACCCGCUGCUGGUGGUCCAGUACCUCACCAAGAAGGUCAUGCAGCGCCCCAUGGACCUCCAGCGGACCUUCACCAAGCACUACCAGCUCUUCUUCACCCACCAGGACGUCUACCCGUGCCUGACACAGCCCCUCAGGAUGGUGAAGACGAUGCAGAUGCAACACACGGAACACGGCACAACACACUAACUACACGCUCGCCGCUUGAUCACGAGUUAGUGUUGCCUUGUUUAACGUUUGUGUGUGUUUGGGAUGCUGUCUGUUCCUCCUAAAGCCUUUCCCACACUCCCACGCUGACACAAGGGACAGUCAGGGAUUAACCAGUCUAACCUAACCAACCCAACAAACCUAACCUAACCCCAAAAAUAGACUCCACUUUAAUCUGAGUUUUCUGAGUCAAGCAAAUCAUUCUGUUACUCUGUUCUUUCAGUGGUUCAAAAUAUAUCACAGAGUUCACAGAGAUAGACUAACCUAACCUAUCCUAACCUAACCUACCAAUAGAUUCCAGUAUUUCAUCGAUUUUCUGAGUCUGUCAAGUCAGAUCUAUUCUUCCAGGGGUUUAAAUCACAUCACAGUGGGUACACAAUACAGGCUGGCAGGGGAGGGAGGGAUUUCAAAACUGUCCCAUGGCUGGCUUUACAAUGGAGUGAGUAUCGACAGCAUCCCCAAGCCACCUCCUCGUCCAUGGCUGCAGUCCCAGUGAUGUCCCUAAACAACUAAGCUCUCUCCUGGUCACUGUAUUCUAAGGUUUUAUACGCCGGUGACCGCAUUCCAAUUGUAGCAUUACUUUAAGGGUUAGCAUAAGGCCUGGCAUCCAGCUCUGCAUCUGUGUCCUCAUCCGUGCUAGUGAAGUAUCAAGGUCACUGUACUAAGCUUAUAUACACCAGUGACAGCAUUCCAAUAUUAGCAUUAGUUUAAGGGUUAGCGUAAGGCCAAGUGUCCAUCUCUGCAUCUGUGUCCUCAUCUGUGCCAGUGAAGUAUCAAGGUCACUUUACUAAGCUUCUAUACACCAGUGACUGCAUUUCAAUAGUUGCAUUACUUUAAGAGUUAGCGUAAGGCCAGGCAUCCAUCUCUGCAUCCGUGUCCUCAUCGGUGCUGGUGAGGAAUCGGACACAAUGGAAGAGGCAGAGAAAUGUUUAUUAAUUCCACGAAGACCGAGACAUUUUUUUUAUAGUACAGGAAGCAGCUCAAGGGAAAAAAUAACUGCAAAAAAUAUCAAAGAGGAAUAAGAAAUGGAGGCAGAGAAAUGAUUAUUAAUUCCAUGAAGACUGAGACAUUUUUUUAUAGUACAGGAAGCAGCUCAAGGGAAAAAAUAACUGCAAGAAAUAUCAAACAGGAAUAAGAAAUGGAGGCAGAAAAGUGUCCAUUAAUUCUACCAAGGCUGAGACUGUGGUGUUAUUUUGUACAUUAAAGAAAGCAGUUUAAGGGAAAAAAAAGCAACUAAAAAAAUCAAAGAGGAAUAGGAAAAUAGAGGCAGGGAAGACAUUAAUACUACCAGGGCUGAGGCUGUGACAUUUUUUUGUAGUAAAGGAGCUCAAGGAAAAAAA
Eriocheir sinensis (Chinese mitten crab) is the source of this 3587-nucleotide messenger RNA. RefSeq lists its product as uncharacterized. The transcript is spliced from 15 exons. NCBI's taxonomy places the organism in Eukaryota, Metazoa, Arthropoda, Malacostraca, Decapoda, Varunidae. The record is from RefSeq and is a predicted model, not a curated record. The coding region runs from base 166 to 2229 and encodes 687 amino acids.